AAAUGUUUGUCUUCACACAUGCUGUUCGAAGCUGACAGUGAUGGCUCACCUCAAAUCAAAGGAAACGCUUUGUGUUUUAUACUUUCUUUUUUAACGUUUCUUGUUGGAGGCUGCUGCUCGUGGGGAAUAAAAUAUCGUGACCACCAUCGAAAGUCAUCUUCUUUAAACAUUGUCUUUGGUGUAUUAUUGCUUAUAUAUAUCUUCCAGCAUUUCAGGCCAUUUAUAACAAACAAACAAACAAACAAAAAAAGGUAGAAGCUCUCUACUUGAUUUAGAGACAUGGCAGGUGAUGCAGAAACACAAACAUCAAGCACCAAACGCCAUGGUGGAGGUUGGAUCACCUUUCCAUUUAUGAUAGCGACGUUGUUAGGCCUGACAAUAGCUGCGUGGGGAUGGUUACUAAACUUGAUCGUCUACCUGAUUGAAGAAUUCAACGUGAAGAGCAUCGCAGCAGCUCAGAUUACCAACAUUUUCAGUGGCUGCAUCUGUAUGGUUCCAGCCAUUGGAGCCAUUGCUGCUGACUCUUUCUUUGGAACCAUCCCUGUUAUCUCAGUUUCUGCUUUCGUUGCUCUUGUCGGCGUAUCUCUGCUGACACUAACAGCUGCGCUUGACUCCUUAAGACCCAACCCCUGUGACACUGCUUCAAGCCUAUGCCAAUCACCUUCGAAAAGCCAGCUCGGUGUUCUUUAUACGGCCAUAACUCUAGCCUCUAUAGGAACAGGUGGGACACGGUUUACUUUAGCAACCGCUGGUGCGAACCAGUACGAGAAAACUAAAGACCAAGGCAGCUUUUUCAACUGGUUUUUCUUCACAACGUAUCUAGCCGGAGCUAUAAGUGCAACCGCCAUUGUGUAUUCUGAAGACAACGUCAGCUGGACCUUUGGGUUUGGUCUGUGCGUAGCUGCUAAUUUCUUCAGCUUUUUGGUUUUCAUCUUAGGGAGAAGAUUCUACAAGCAUGACAAGCCCUUAGGAAGUCCCUUCACAAGUCUACUUCGCGUCAUUUUCGCCGCGGUAUUCAAAAGAAAAGCUGUGGUUUCCACCAACGAAAAGGACUACCACAGUGAAUCACUCUCAAUGCCCACAAAUAGUUUGAGGUUCUUUAACCGUGCAGCGUUGAAACAAGAAGACGAGGUUAAACCAGAUGGCACAGUUCACAAUCCGUGGAGACUAUGCAGCGUUCAACAAGUGGAAGAUUUCAAAGCAGUCAUAAGAAUCAUCCCUCUUGCGUUAGCCAUAAUAUUCUUGAGCACUCCAAUCGCGAUGCAGCUAAGCUUAACAGUUCUUCAAGGUCUAGUGAUGGACCGGAGGCUUGGUCCUAACUUUAAAAUCCCUGCAGGCUCUCUACAAGUCAUCACACUUCUCUCCACUUGCUUAUUUAUUAUGGUCAACGAUCGGCUUCUCUACCCAUUUUACCAAAGGUUAACGGGGAAGUUUCUCACACCGCUCCAACAAGUCGGUAUAGGCCAUGUUUUCAACAUUCUAAGCAUGGCUGUGACUGCCAUUGUUGAAGCAAAGCGAUUGAAGAUAGUAGAGAAUGGUCAUUUCCUCGAGUCAUCUUCUAUUGCUGACAUGUCUGUCCUAUGGCUAUUCCCUCCACUAGUCAUAGUAGGAAUCGGAGAGGCUUUCCAUUUCCCAGGGAAUGUAGCUCUGUGCUAUCAAGAGUUCCCAGAGUCUAUGAGGAGCACCGCAACGUCCAUUACAUCGGUGGUGAUUGGGAUAUGCUUUUACACAAGCACUGCUCUGAUCGAUCUGAUUCAGAGGACCACCGCGUGGUUACCAGAUGACAUAAACCAUGGAAGAGUUGACAACGUUUACUGGGUGUUAGUCAUUGGAGGAGUCUUGAAUCUCGGCUAUUUCCUCGUGUGUUCUUGGCUUUACAAAUACAGGAAUCUCGAGGAUGAUGGUCACGAAAAAGAUGUUGCGGUUUCACACUCUACUACUUUGUCCUCAUGAUCUUAUAAGAUGAAGAGUGAGAGAGACAGAGAACAUGUUAUUUGUUGUCGGUAUCUUCUAGUGUUCUGUAAUUGUGUGAAAGUAUCUUCACUUUGUAGCCACUGAAAAGUUUAUAUAUUUUGCUUUAUUUCUUCUUC
Molecule: messenger RNA, 2090 nt
Organism: Brassica rapa (field mustard)
Lineage: Eukaryota; Viridiplantae; Streptophyta; Magnoliopsida; Brassicales; Brassicaceae
Product: protein NRT1/ PTR FAMILY 2.7
Biological process (GO): transmembrane transport
Cellular component (GO): membrane
Molecular function (GO): transmembrane transporter activity
Source: RefSeq, a predicted model, not a curated record